UCUUUUUUUAAAAAAAAAAUAUUUGCGUCACCCUACUUAUCUAAUCUAAUUUCAGAUGUUACGGUAAUCUAUUUUGAUUUCGAUUUUAUUAUAUAUGCCGAAUGAAAAGUGCACAAAGGAUGCGGGAUUAAGAGUGCAAAAUCCAGAGCAGUAAUUUGUUUAGCUAUGGGUUUAAUGGAAAGUUUUCUGGAUGUUUAUGUUUCAACUGCAGUCUUUGGAGUUCUCUUCCUUUAUUUACUUUAUCGGUUUUCCGUACGGAAUCAUAACUUAUGGAAAGAGAAAAAUGUACCUUACAUAAAACCUUUACCAUUUGUUGGAAAUUUACUGCCUAUUCUCCGAACUUGCCUGGAAGAAUUAGAUGUUGAGCGGUACAAAAAGUAUGGCAGAAUUUAUGGAUAUUACGAUGCAAAUACACCAGCCUUAAUGGUAUCUGAUCCAGAACUUGUGAAAGAUCUUUACGUGAAAGAUUUUACUUCAUUCAUAGACCAUUCAGAAUUCGAAACAGGAGAAGAUAUGAUCGCCAAAAUGUUGAUAGUUAUAGGAGGGGACGAUUGGAAACGAAUUCGAAUGAUUCUUUCUCCAACAUUUUCCACUGGCAAACUCAAAAGGGUUCUGGGUAUCUUUGAGGAUUGUGCCAAAACACUGACUCAAAGUUUUGGGAAGUUUGCAGACUCAAAAAAACCUUGUGAUGUCUACAAAAUGUAUAGCUCGUUUACAGUGGAUGUAAUUGCAAGUUCUGCCUUUUCUACAAAGAUUGAUUCCCGCAACGAUCCCAACAAUCCAUUUGUUAGACAUGUGAAAAGAAUAUUCGAUCAGGAUCCUGGGUUCAGGUCAAUACUUUUUUUUGCUGUUCCCUCCCUCAUGAGGAAACUAGGCGUUGAACUCUUUCCACAAGACUCAUUGCAAUUUUUCAACAACACAAUUCUCGAAAUAAUCAAGCAAAGGAAGCAGACAGGACAGGCAAGAAAUGAUUUUCUGCAAUUAUUGCUGGAGUGUGCAAAUGAGAUUCCAAAAGAAGAUUUAAAAGAAAACAGUUCAGAAGAUAUGACUCAAAAUUAUGGUUCAGAAUCUACUGAUCGCGCAUUUUUCAAAAAUGUAUCAAAUAAAAGCCUGACGAUGGAUGAGCUUGUAGCUCAGUGUGUCCUAUUCUUUAUUGCUGGAUAUCAGACCACAACAUUGCUGCUUGGAUACACAACGUAUAAUUUAGCUCUGAAUCAAGAUAUUCAAGAAAAACUCUUCGAGGAAAUUAAGGAAGUGCUAAGAGAAACUAAUGGCAAAUUAACCUACGAAGCAAUUCAAAAUAUGAAGUAUUUAGACAAUGUCAUGUCCGAAGCUCUUAGACUUCAUCCACCUGUUAUAAGGAUGGAAAGAAUGUCUGUUGUAGAUAAUUACACAUUAAAAGGUACAGGAAUCACUAUUCCUAAGGGGACGACAGUGUCCACUCCAAUAUAUGCUAUACACAGGGAUCCAGAAUUUUUUCCUGAUCCUGAAAAAUUUGAUCCUGAAAGGUUCAACUCAGAAAAUAAAGGAAAAAUUGUUCCGUAUACCUAUCUACCUUUUGGUGCAGGUCCUAGGAACUGUAUUGGAAUGCGAUUUGCCCUUUUGGAGUCCAAAAUUUGCCUUGCCAAUGUCUUUAGCACUUUCCAGGUUCAAACUUGUUCGGAAACACAGAUACCCUUAGAACAUGACAGGGGAGGACUAGGCUUUCUUCGGCCGAAGGAAAUAACCCUUCGAUUCGUACAGAGAGAUAAUUGUCCUUUAAAAUGUUCAUAGAGGAAAUAUCAAGCACACAUUUGUGUCAUUACAAACAUUUUUAUGCGUGUGCGUGAUUUAUAUGCUUGAAUAUAAGAAGGAAGACGUACAUAUUAUCAAUUACAUUUGUAAUGCUAUUUUAAAUCCUCAUUUUAUAAUUCAUUUUGAAUAAGAUUUCGUUAAAUAAACAAUUUUUGUGUUUAAA
This is a messenger RNA of Parasteatoda tepidariorum (common house spider), 1957 nucleotides long. RefSeq names its product cytochrome P450 3A11. The record is from RefSeq and is a predicted model, not a curated record. Gene Ontology annotation, molecular function: steroid hydroxylase activity; oxidoreductase activity, acting on paired donors, with incorporation or reduction of molecular oxygen; iron ion binding. Lineage: Eukaryota; Metazoa; Arthropoda; Arachnida; Araneae; Theridiidae.